AUGUAUCUGGAGCCAGCAACAAACAACAGAUCCAGCACAGGUCUUCAGUUCUUUCUCAAGGCAGUGGAAAACUAUGGUUGGCCUUCAAGGGUCAGAGGUGAUAAAGGAGUUGAAAAUGUAGUGAUCGCAGAAACCAUGUUCAGCGUGAAAGGGACUGGAAGAGGCAGCUUCAUCGCUGGAAAAAGUGUGCACAAUCAAAGGAUUGAGCAUCUGUGGUGGGACGUCUGGACCAGUGUGACCCAUCUGUACUAUGAGGUGCUUCACAGCCUUGAGGAAGACAGCCUCAUAGACUUGUCUGACACUGUGCAUAUGUUUUGUGCACAUUAUGUGUUCCUUCCUCGGCUGGCAGAUGCUCUUCACACCUUUACUGGAGGGUGGGACAAUCAUCCUUUGAAGUCUGAAGGUGGACUCACGCCUAACCAGCUCUGGGUUCUAGGACACAUGCAGAACCCUGCUGGAGAAACUGAGGAAGACUUGCAGAGCCUGGCAUUGUAUGGAACUGACUGGGAGACAUUUGAUGGUGUCAGUGAAGAACCAUUUGGAGUUCAAGUUCCUGAAAAUGAGUGUCCUCUGUCUCCAGCUACUUUUGAAGCAGUGAAGUCCAUCAUCAAUCCACUUGCACCAUCCAGAACUUUUGGUAGAGACUUGUACGUAUCAAUGGUUCAGUGCAUUGAAAGCCUCUAA
Molecule: messenger RNA, 684 nt
Organism: Notolabrus celidotus (New Zealand spotty)
Lineage: Eukaryota; Metazoa; Chordata; Actinopteri; Labriformes; Labridae
Exons: 4
Coding region: 1-684 (227 amino acids)
Source: RefSeq, a predicted model, not a curated record